Zingiber officinale is the source of this 3184-nucleotide messenger RNA. Its product is annotated as plasma membrane ATPase-like. The record is from RefSeq and is a predicted model, not a curated record. Bases 184 to 3060 code for a protein of 958 amino acids. The transcript has 13 exons. Gene Ontology annotation, biological process: proton export across plasma membrane; regulation of intracellular pH. Gene Ontology annotation, molecular function: ATP hydrolysis activity; P-type proton-exporting transporter activity; ATP binding. Lineage: Eukaryota; Viridiplantae; Streptophyta; Magnoliopsida; Zingiberales; Zingiberaceae. Gene Ontology annotation, cellular component: plasma membrane.
AACCGAUCGAGGAAUGCCGCCUCCGAUCUUCCCUGCACACAUUUGAGACAUCAAACGAUUGUGUUUUAAUUACUUUUUCUCCUUCGCAAGCAGUUUUAUCCCGAAAGGAAAAGAAAAAAAAAAUCCAAAUCGAAGAAAAAAAAUCCAACCCAAAUUCGUAGGGUGGCGACGGUCGCCGAUUAGAUGGCGGAGGGAGGCGGCAUAGACUUGGAGCAGAUCAAGAAUGAGACAGUUGAUCUGGAGAGCAUUCCGGUGGACGAAGUGUUUGUGCAAUUAAAAUGUAGCAGGGAGGGAUUAUCGUCGGCUGAAGGGGAGAAGCGCCUGAACAUCUUUGGGCCGAAUAAGCUCGAGGAGAAAAAGGAAAGCAAGUUUCUCAAGUUCUUAGGAUUCAUGUGGAAUCCGCUCUCAUGGGUGAUGGAGAUUGCUGCUAUUAUGGCCAUCGUUUUGGCUAAUGGAGGGGGCGAGGCACCGGAUUGGCAAGAUUUUGUGGGAAUCGUGGUGCUCCUUUUUAUCAACUCCACCAUCAGCUUCAUCGAGGAGAACAACGCCGGCAAUGCGGCGGCGGCGCUCAUGGCUGGCCUUGCUCCCAAAACCAAGGUGCUGAGGGAUGGCAAGUGGACGGAGCAGGAGGCGGCCAUCCUCGUCCCUGGCGAUAUCGUCAGCAUCAAGCUGGGCGACAUCGUCCCCGCGGAUGCCCGACUCCUGGAGGGCGAUCCUCUCAAGAUCGACCAGUCCGCCCUCACCGGAGAGUCCCUGCCCGUCACGAAGUACCCGGGUGCCGAGGUCUUCUCCGGCUCCACCUGCAAGCAGGGAGAGAUCGAGGCUGUCGUCAUUGCCACUGGCGUCCACACCUUCUUCGGCAAGGCGGCCCACCUCGUCGACAGCACCAACAACGUCGGCCACUUCCAGAUGGUGCUCACCGCCAUCGGAAACUUCUGCAUCUGCUCCAUCGCCGUCGGCAUGGUCGUCGAGAUCAUCGUCAUGUACCCGGUCCAACGCCGUCGGUACCGGGACGGCAUCGACAACCUCCUCGUCCUGCUCAUCGGUGGCAUCCCCAUCGCCAUGCCCACCGUGCUGUCGGUCACCAUGGCCAUCGGGUCCCAUCGGCUGUCGGAGCAGGGAGCCAUCACCAAGCGAAUGACUGCCAUCGAGGAGAUGGCCGGCAUGGAUGUGCUCUGCAGCGACAAGACCGGGACGCUCACGCUCAACAAACUGACUGUCGACAAGAGCCUGAUUGAGGUGUUCGCCGAUGGCGCGGACAGGGAUACGGUGCUCCUGUUUGCUGCGAGGGCUUCGAGGGUGGAGAACCAGGACGCCAUUGAUGCCUCCAUUGUUAACAUGUUGGGUGACCCCAAAGAGGCGCGUGCAGGAAUCAAUGAGGUCCACUUCCUGCCGUUUAAUCCCGUCGACAAGCGCACUGCAAUCACCUACAUCGAUUCCAAAGGGAAAUGGCACAGAUCGAGCAAGGGAGCACCUGAGCAAAUCAUUGACCUUUGCAAGCUGAACGAUGAAGACGGGAAGAAGGUCCACCAGUUUAUCGACAAUUUCGCUGACCGCGGCCUCCGCUCGCUCGGCGUCGCCAGGCAGGAGGUCCCCGAAGCUAGCAAGGAGAGCGCCGGCGGACCGUGGCAAUUCAUAGGUCUCUUGCCCCUCUUCGAUCCCCCGAGGCACGAUAGCGCUGAGACCAUCCGCCGCGCUCUCCACCUUGGCGUCAACGUCAAGAUGAUCACCGGUGACCAGCUCGCCAUUGGCAAGGAAACAGGGCGCAGGCUCGGCAUGGGCACCAACAUGUACCCAUCCUCCACCCUUCUUGGUGACAAGAACAGCUGCGGAGAACUCAGCGGGCUCAACAUUGACGAGCUCAUCGAGAAAGCCGACGGCUUCGCCGGAGUCUUCCCUGAGCACAAGUAUGAGAUCGUGAAGAGGCUGCAGGACAUGAAGCACAUCUGCGGCAUGACCGGUGACGGCGUGAACGACGCGCCGGCGCUGAAGAAGGCGGACAUCGGCAUCGCGGUGGCGGACGCGACGGACGCCGCCCGAAGCGCCUCCGACAUCGUGCUGACAGAGCCUGGUUUGAGCGUGAUCGUGAGCGCGGUGCUGACCAGCCGCGCCAUCUUCCAGCGGAUGAAGAACUACACCAUCUACGCCGUCUCCAUCACCAUCCGCAUCGUCCUCGGCUUCCUCCUCAUCGCCCUCAUCUGGCGCUUCGACUUCUCCCCCUUCAUGGUCCUCAUCAUCGCCAUCCUCAACGACGGCACCAUCAUGACCAUCUCCAAGGACAGGGUCAAGCCCUCCCCCUUGCCGGACUCAUGGAAACUCGGCGAGAUCUUCUCCACCGGCGUCGUCCUCGGCGCCUACCUCGCCAUAAUGACCGUCAUCUUCUUCUACCUCGCCCAUGAUACAGACUUCUUCCCUGAAAAGUUCGGCGUGAGGCAGAUCAGGGACAGCCCUGACCAGAUGGUGGCUGCUCUGUAUCUCCAAGUGAGCAUCAUCAGCCAAGCGCUCAUCUUCGUCACCAGGUCCAGGAGCUGGUCUUUUGUCGAGCGCCCUGGCUUUCUACUCGUCGUUGCCUUCCUCGCCGCCCAACUAGUGGCCACGCUGAUCGCGGUGUACGCAUCAUGGGAGUUCGCUAGGAUCCAAGGGAUGGGCUGGGGAUGGGCAGUGGUCAUCUGGAUCUACAGUUUGAUCACCUUCUUCCCUCUCGACGUCCUCAAGUUCAUCAUCCGAUACGCUCUCACCGGCAGGGCCUGGGGCAACCUGCUCGACAACAAGAUUGCGUUCACCAACAAGAAUGAUUACGGGAAGGAAGAGAGGGAAGCACAGUGGGCGACGGCACAACGCACUCUGCACGGCCUUCAGCCAGCCAACACGUCGGAGCUCUUCAACGACAACAACAACAACAACAACUACCGGGAGCUGUCGGAAAUCGCCGAGCAAGCCAAGCGGCGCGCCGAGAUUGCCCGGCUAAGGGAGCUACACACACUGAAAGGGCACGUUGAUUCCGUGGUGAAGCUGAAGGGGUUGGAUAUCGACACGAUCCAGCAGCACUACACUCUCUGAGGAUGAAGAUUGAUGGCGGCGGUUUAGUUCGAGUGUUUGUGUGAAUGUGAUGUUUGAUUACUUACUGCUCGGAAGGGAAGAUACAGGGAAAGAACUCAGGGAAAUGUAUAUUUAUCAAGAAACA